This is a messenger RNA of Oryza brachyantha (malo sina), 3382 nucleotides long. RefSeq names its product protein STICHEL-like 4. Gene Ontology annotation, cellular component: DNA replication factor C complex; nucleus; DNA polymerase III complex. The coding region runs from base 104 to 3364 and encodes 1086 amino acids. Gene Ontology annotation, biological process: DNA-templated DNA replication; DNA repair. Gene Ontology annotation, molecular function: ATP binding; DNA binding; DNA-directed DNA polymerase activity. NCBI's taxonomy places the organism in Eukaryota, Viridiplantae, Streptophyta, Magnoliopsida, Poales, Poaceae. The transcript is spliced from 6 exons. The record is from RefSeq and is a predicted model, not a curated record.
GGCCACUUCGGACUCCGGAGACGCCGCGCCCCGAGGCCACGCCCCGACCCACUUUGGUCACGUGGAGACGCGAUGAUCUAGCCGGGGAGCCAGGAUCACCGCAAUGGCAGCGCCGGCGCCGCCCGACCGUGGGGCGGCGGCGGGGAUGGGGAGCGGCGAGCACCUGCGCGGGCACGCCCACCUGACCAACUGCAUCCACCUGCGGCACCACCACGCGCACGGGCUCGGGGCAGGGAGCGCGUCGUCGGGCCGGAGGCGGAGCCCCACGGGGUCGUCCGCGUCCGCGUCCGCGUCGGCGUCGGCCGCGCUGAUGCGGGACCUGCUCGCGCUGCAGCGCUCGAGGUCGCUGCGGGACCCGUCGACCCGGCGCUCAGUGGAUUCGUCGUCGAAGGUCGCCGCCGAGCCCGAGGGGGGCGACGCCGACCCCCACGGCCGCUCCCGCCCCGGCGCGCUCAAGACGCUGCUCGACCAGCUCGCGGAGAACCCGCAGCCGAAGUCGUCUCGCCGCCCUCGCCGCCGGUUCAAGCGCGGCGCGGGUCGGCGCGGCGCUCCCGCGGCUGCCACCGGCGGGUCUCUAGAUCCCACCGUGGACGCUGCCGCCGCCGCCGCCGUAUCUGUGAACUCCAGCUCGCAGGAGGCCGUCUGUGGCAACAGGUACCUCUUCGGCGUCGGCGGAGGCGACGACGACGAGUGCGGGGAGGAGCUUCAGCGGCCGCAAUUGUCCCAGGACUCGCGCAACGUGUGCGGCAUCCCCUGGAACUGGUCACGCAUCCACCACCGCGGCAAAUCCUUCCUCAUGGCCGGCCGGAGCUUUUCGUGCGGCCUCUCCGACCCCAAGUCGGCGUCGGCGGCGCGGAGGUCCAUAGCCGCCACCUCCGCAGGCUCGUGCGGUCACAUGGACGGCUCGCGUUCGCAUCCGCAUUUCCCGGUCACCGCGAGGCUGACCUCGACCAGUUCGGACUCUGACUCACUGCCUCUGCUCGUCGACGGCGUGCGCAAUGGCAUUGGUGGCAUUUCCAGGAGCUUCUCGGGGGAGCUCGGGAUAUUCUCGAAUCAGACCAGCGAGCUGGAUUCUGAUCUCGCAUCGGAGGCACGGUCGGGGCAGAAGUCGCGGGGCUCGCAGCGUGGCCGGCACCGGAGCCUCACGCAGAAGUAUUUGCCCAUGACUUUCAAGGACGUGGUUGGGCAGAGCUUGGUGGUGCAGGCUCUCUCCAAUGCCAUUCUGAAGAAGAAGAUUGGGUUGGUGUAUGUGUUCUACGGGCCACACGGCACAGGCAAGACAUCGUGCGCUCGGGUGUUUGCAAAGGCUCUGAAUUGCCAUUCUCCUGAGCACCCGAGGCCCUGUGAUUCAUGUGCGUCAUGUAUCGCACACAAUCUGGGCAAGAGUAGGAACUUAGUGGAGAUUGGGCCUGUUGGUAACAUUGACCUUGACAGCAUUGUGGAUAUCCUUGAUAAUGUGAUGCUUUCACCCGCACCAACGCAGCACAGGGUGUUUAUAGUAGAUGAUUGCAAUACAUUGCCACCUGAUACGUGGAGUGUCAUAUCAAAGGUCAUCGAACGUUCUCCUCGGCGUGUGGUUUUUAUACUUAUCAGUCCCAAUCUCGAUCUCCCACAUAUAAUUGUGUCAAGGUGCCAAAAGUUCUUCUUUCCCAAACUGAAGGAGUGUGAUAUUGUCAACACUUUACAGUGGAUUUCCACCAGUGAAGGCCUAGAUGUUGAUAGAGAUGCCCUGAAACUUAUUGCUUCUCGGUCAGAUGGGUCACUGAGGGAUGCGGAGAUGACUUUGGAUCAACUGAGCUUGCUUGGGCAGAGAAUCUCUAUGUCGCUUGUUCAAGAACUUGUCGGCUUGGUUUCUGAUGAUAAAUUGGUUAAUUUGCUUGAUUUGGCACUGUCUGCUGACACUGUGAACACCGUGAAAACUUUAAGAGAUAUUACUGAAACAGGUGUUGAGCCUUUGGCUCUGAUGUCCCAGCUUGCCACAAUAAUCACUGACAUCCUUGCUGGCACCUAUGCAUUCACACAGGAAAGGACUCGAAGGAAAUUCUUCAAACAUCCGACCUUAUCAAAAGAUGACAUGGAAAAACUGCGUCAGGCCUUGAAAACACUCUCUGAAGCUGAAAAACAGUUGAGGGUCUCUAAUGAUAAGAUGACGUGGCUUACAGCGACUCUGCUUCAACUUGCUCCUGAUAAACAAUAUGUACUUCCGAGUUCAUCCACAAGUGCAAGCUUUAACCAGGGUCUGCUUACCUGCCCUGAGGGAGACAUAGCAAGGGGUGCUGCUAUAGAUCAUAGUAACAUUUUACCAAGAAAUGCUAAUCUGGGGGAUGGUUCUGGCAACAACGAGGCACGCACCCGCAGUGGAAAGGAACGUGGUGAGCAUACACCAGGCAGCCAUGCACUGUUGAAGGGUGCUACCAGAGUGAAUGAAGCAUCUAGAUACAGCAAAAGCGACAAUGAGAUGAUUUGGCAGGCUGUACUAGAGCACGUUCAAUCGGAUUCGGUGAGAAAGAUGCUUGCUAAAGAAGCACGGUUGAUUUCUGUCAGCCUAGGCACAGCACCAACUGUGCGACUGAUGUUCAGCUCUCGUGUGAAUAAAUCCAAAGCUGAGAGGUCAAGGGAACAAAUUUUACAUGCAUUUGAGUCUGUCCUUUCUUCUGCUAUAACACUUGAAAUCCGGUACGAACCAAAGGAUGAUGCAAGAGGAGGCCAUGCUCCAGCUAUUUCACCGUAUCCUGAUGACAGCGCCUCCAACGUGGCAUUAAGGAGGUCUUUCACUAAACAUAGUUCAGUUUCUUCCAGAGGUGAAAAUUUAAUUAGGAGGCUUCAAAAAGACAAUGCUGUCCAUGGUGUUAAUUCGAAUCAGAUGCGAUGGAUGCAAUCCGAUCCUCAUAUAUUGACCGAAGGUGAAAUUAUCGAAGUAGGACCUUCCCAAGUGGACUGGCAUGGUGAAUCAAAUAACAGCGCCGUUGCCACAAAAGAAAGAAGAGAUGAGGUUGAAUGGGAACAAGCAGCUUUCAUAACACAGGAUCAAGAAAACAUAGUUCUUCGAGGAGAAAAUGUGAAUAAUGAGCAUGGCCGACAAAACAGCAUAGUAAGGGGGAAGGUAUCUCUUGCUCAUGUCAUUAAUAAGGCAGAAACUUGUUCACAGCAGGGAGGUUGGUCUAGACAAAAGGCCAUAUCGAUUGCUGAGAAGCUAGAGCAAGAGAAUUUGAGAUUGGAGCCUAGGUCGAGUUUGCUUUGUUGGAAGGCUUCAAGCACUACUAGACGAAAGCUUUCUGCACUGAAGAUCAGGACACGAAAAUCGCGGGCUCUAUCAAGACUUGCAUUGUGUGGAAGGUGUAUUUCAACCAAGUCUCCCAGAUAAAACAUUGACGCAGAGACU